Molecule: messenger RNA, 642 nt
Organism: Arabidopsis lyrata subsp. lyrata
Lineage: Eukaryota; Viridiplantae; Streptophyta; Magnoliopsida; Brassicales; Brassicaceae
Exons: 2
Coding region: 1-534 (177 amino acids)
Source: RefSeq, a predicted model, not a curated record
AUGUCACAUAUGUCUCUCCUCUCAAAGCAUAAGAGCUCAUUAGACUCCAUAGAAAAAGCUGUUGGAUUGUGUGAUAGUACGGAUGCACGUACGUACAAAGCUGGGAAGAAUUCAAGAGAAGAAUAUGUGAGUGAUUUUGACAACGGGUAUGAGUAUGAUACAACAACUCAUCAUGAGUCAUCAGAGCAUUACGCACCAUUCAUGUCUCAUGGAACUUCAGAAAGUCCAACGGAGAAGCUUCCCCCACGUAAAAGAACAAGAUCUGAGAGAAGUACUUCACAAAAAGAAGAAAGUCCUAUGAUGGUUCUUAGCAGUAAAAUUUUGGAUAUAAUACAACAAAGAGAAGAGAGGCAACAAAAAGAAGUGGCACAAAAAAAAAAUAACGUUUGGGAUGCUCUAAAAGAAAUUUCUGAUUUGGAUAAACGUAUUCGUUUCAAGGCACUUACCAAGAUUUAUCAUUUGGGAAUACAAGACGUUUUCGUGAGCAUGUCGGUGGAAGAGAGGCUAGGAUGGAUUCAAACCAGUAUGGAAUAAACCAGUAGCAUUUUUUUUUUAAGAUUGUUUUCACGUUGCAUUUUUUGAACUUUGUUUUCAUUUUAUUUAUUUUUAAAGUUUUAAUUUGAAAUCACCAAAGGUUUAUGA